GUGAGAGGAGGGGAUUGAGCCUGGGCUGGUGGUGAAGUCUAUGCUUCUCCUGUAGACUUUGUAUGCUGGGCUCAGUCACACUUCCCUGUGAAGACAUGUGUUCUACUGAGGUCUAGUCCUCAACACUUCCUGGAUCAGACUUAGAAAAGCAACCACUUGAGUGAACCAUGGAUAAUACAGAUAAUUCUACGUACAAGUGUAAAUUCGAUGAGGAUUUCAAAUAUAUUCUACUACCAGUGUCUUAUGGGAUUGUGUUCUGUGUCGGCCUUAUUCUAAACGUUUCGGCUCUUUACAUUUUUCUUUUCCGAAUCAGACCUUGGAAUGCAUCCACCACCUACAUGUUCAACUUGGCCAUCUCAGACAUGUUGUACAUCAUCUCACUACCGCUCCUGGUAUAUUAUUACUCUCAAGGUGACAACUGGCCGUUUGGAGUGGCAUUGUGUAAGAUUGUUAAAUUUUUGUUUUACACCAACUUGUACUGUAGCAUCUUCUUCCUGCUCUGCAUCAGUAUCCACCGGUUCCUUGGCAUCUGUUACCCAAUGAAGUCACUCGGUUGGCUCAAGGUUCGAAAUGCCCGGAUUAUAUCGGUCAUAGUGUGGGUGGUAGUAGCCUCUUUUCAGUCUCCUGUAUUAUACUUUGUGACCACCAGCAUUAAUGGGGAAAACACAAUUUGCCACGACACUUCAAGUGCAGAUUUGUUCGAAACAUUUGUGGUAUACAGCUCGGUGAAUUUGGCCUUGCUCUUCUGUGUCCCUUUCGUCAUCAUCAUCGUGUGCUACGUAUUGAUGACCCGAGCUCUUCUGAGGCCAUCAGCAGCCUCUUCACAGACCUCAAAUUCCAGGAAGAAGUCGAUUAAAAUGAUCAUAAUUGUAUUAUUUGUCUUUAUCAUUUGUUUUUUACCUUUUCAUGUGAACCGGACUCUUUAUUAUUACUUUCGAAAGCUGGACCUUGACUGUUUUACUUUAAAUGCUAUCAACAUUGCCUACAAAGUCACAAGGCCACUAGCCAGUGCCAACAGUUGCUUCGACCCAAUCUUGUACUUUCUAGCUGGUCAAAACGUUCGAAGGAAUAUUACUCUAAGGUCUGGAAUGACAAAAGUCAAAAACAAAUUUACAAGUUAUGUGAAAGAAAAUAAUUGGAGUUCCGUUACGAAUGAAAAUGUUGGUGACAAUACCUCAAACCCUAGCCCAUGUCCUACAGUAAUCACUAGGAUGUGAAUGCCACAAAGUUGUGAGUCCAAAGACUAACGGGUGAAGACCUUACAAGUUGAAAAUUCAAGGAGGUGACCUUGGCUUACUUUCAUCAGCAUUUUAUGGACGUUCCUUCUCCCAUUAGACAAUCCGAGAUGUCAAUGAUUGGGUAGAACAUUCCCUGUUUGAUUGAGUGCAAGGUCUGCCAUGAUUAGCUUAACUCCCCUUGAGGUAACUUUGUAUUUUUGGAGUAGCUAAACUUGAACAUGUGACUUCAUGGUCAUUAACAGUAGAACUUUUUUAGACGUUGAACUUAAAAAGACUUGUGUCUUCAAGGUCAUUAGCAGUAGAACUCUAUGGUAGUGGUUGAACUUGACCCACGCUUGUGAAAAUGUUGGUCGAUAUAAGUGAUUAGUGCUGAGGGAUACCAUAAAGCUUUCCUCCAGAAAGAAUGCUACCUAUAGGGGACUAUAAUGUAAGACAAUGUCCAAUCCCCUAAGGAGCCUUAAAAAUAAGUUACCAGCUAAACCAGAACCAACCACUGGUAGACAUCAGUGUUUCAGAGUUGUAGUUUCUAUGUAGGUUCCUGGUUCUCUUGAGGAAAGGACCUUAAACUUUAUAGGUUUAUAGGCUCAGUCUUUGAGUGACUGAGGUUGCUGAAGAUGAUCUUCGAGUGUUGAACGGGUUGACUGGUUGAGCUAAAUGAGCUUAACUAUGACGUUGUUUAGGUUUGUCUUGAGAAAAUGACCUAUUUUGACACAAAAAGAGACUUUAUAAAAAAAAUCCCAUCUCACAUACUUCAUAUCUUUACCAAUCCCAGUACACCUGCAGUAGUGACAGUUACAGUGUCCCAAUAACAGUGCCAGUAAAAGUGCACAUUAACAGAGCCAGCUAUUGUGCCCCCAUAAGCGUGCCAGUCACAGCUGCCAGUUUUACGAUCCUAUCAGAGUGUAAUAUGGAUGCUCUAAGCCAUAUAUAUGUAUGUAAUAUGUAUGUAUAUACUGUAUAGAUAUAUGUACCUACAGUUUUAUAUGUCGCCAUGUGGUGUACAAUGUUUUCCAGUAUCAGGCUGUAAAGAAAAGAGUGGCAGCUGGGCAAAGAGAAGAUACCUACUGGUGGAUGCCAAAAAGACUCUCUUUUGUCAGGGUAGGUGCUGAACAUACAUCACUGAGCACAGUGUGAACAAGGCCUUAUUCUGAGAUCCUGACCUGUGGCGAUCCUGUAACUAUUCAUGUAAAAGGGAUGUACGAUCUGUAACCUGUGGUGAAACUAGAACUCUCAGCAUGUCACAGGUUGCAGAGCACUAUAUAAAAGGGUAUGUCUAACAAAUACUGAUAUUUACCUAACAAUGCCCUCGGCUGAUACUUUUUGUUUCCUGUUGUAUCAAGAAUAAACUGGUUCUCUUCUGAA
Molecule: messenger RNA, 2600 nt
Organism: Bufo gargarizans (Asiatic toad)
Lineage: Eukaryota; Metazoa; Chordata; Amphibia; Anura; Bufonidae
Product: P2Y purinoceptor 2-like
Exons: 2
Coding region: 168-1217 (349 amino acids)
Biological process (GO): transepithelial chloride transport; G protein-coupled receptor signaling pathway
Cellular component (GO): plasma membrane
Molecular function (GO): G protein-coupled purinergic nucleotide receptor activity; G protein-coupled UTP receptor activity; A1 adenosine receptor binding
Source: RefSeq, a predicted model, not a curated record